Diachasmimorpha longicaudata is the source of this 605-nucleotide messenger RNA. Its product is annotated as NADH dehydrogenase [ubiquinone] 1 alpha subcomplex subunit 7-like. Gene Ontology annotation, cellular component: mitochondrial inner membrane. The transcript is spliced from 4 exons. Bases 148 to 507 code for a protein of 119 amino acids. Gene Ontology annotation, biological process: ATP synthesis coupled electron transport; mitochondrial electron transport, NADH to ubiquinone. NCBI's taxonomy places the organism in Eukaryota, Metazoa, Arthropoda, Insecta, Hymenoptera, Braconidae. The record is from RefSeq and is a predicted model, not a curated record.
CAUUGAACUCCCACAUGGACUCCUUCAUACGCACGAUCUGGUGAAUUCGUUACACUCAGUCCAUCCUGUUCAUGUGGUGCGUGGAUUCUGCCGAUAUUUCUCGCCAUCAAGAAAGACACCUGAAGAAGAACAUAUAACAGAUCAACAAUGAGUGGCAAAAUACCACAUCGUGAUGUCGGGCCCUUCAUCCAAUUUUUACGGUCAAAAUGGAUGAGAGGUAGAAAACACGUAAAUCAUAUAAGGUGGGCGGACGACAUUGCUGCACGUACUCAGCCUCCUCCAGAUCUUCCUGGUGGACCUUAUCACAAAACAACCAAGAUUUACUACUUGACGAGAGAUGCAAGACGUCUCGUUGAACCCCCAGAGAUUAUUGCAUUAGGGAAGAAACAAAUUACUGCUGGAUCUGCUGUUACAACCGAGCUGAAAUCAAUAACUCCAAAUGCUGCUUACAAUCCCAAAUUGGUCGAUCCUCCAAAGCCAGUUUUUGCCGACGAGAUUGGAGCAUAAAUCGUAAUGGAAUCUAAGUAAUAACUAGACUGUAAAUUUCAAAUGUAGAAAAUACAAACAAUAAAUAAUUAUUUACUUCUAAAUAUUCAAAUACAUAA